ACAGCUGGUGCAGUGACAGUGUUUUGCCUCUUUGAUUUAAACGUGUGAUGGAGUCUGCGUUUCUCACCUUUAUUCUUCUGUCUUUAUUUGCAGUAUAUUCCUCUCACAUUGGCGUCACAGAAUGGAAUGAUGUUGUGGUGGCUAGAGAGGGCAUGCCCACCACUUUGGUGUGUACUGAUAGUACAGUAAGGAAUGCUGUGACCAUUAACUGGAAGGUAAAGUCACAUGGUGCACAUGAAUGGAAACUGGUUCUCUCAGCUAACGCAAGGAUGAAUUUAUCCGGUAAUGCCUCGAAAGAGUCCAUGCGACUGAAAGACUCUAACUUUCAAGACUCCGGGGUUUUCUCUCUGGUUCUUUCUCCCAAAAUGGAGGACAGUGGCCUGUACAUAUGCAUAAUACAGCAAGAAAAGAUACAGAAGCAGAGAAUUAUCCUCUUAGCCACCCUUAAAGUCGUCAUCAUCCCUGCGCCAACCAUUCCUAAGCACAGCACCCUGCAGCUGAUUGCCAGAGUUAACCCUGACUUUGCCGUCACCAAAAUCACCUGGGUGUCGCCCAAUGGCAUUUUUAUGAAGAGCGAGACAGUGCCAAAGACCGGCACAGUGGCUAAACUGCCACGGGUCACUAACAGCGCGGCCUAUAUCUGUAUGGUUCACCCUUUGGGUAACAGCAGCGGCAGCAGCAGUAUUUCCGCCUUCAGUGUCAACGUGAAUGUUGAUGCUGACAAAGAGGCCUCAUUCACCAAUAUAACAGACGCUGUGAUCCAUACCGCCACACAGGCUCAGACGUCCUUCAACCUGACCUGUCCUGGGGUCCGUGGGGACUAUGUCCGGCUGCACUGGCAACCCCCAGAUGCCAAGAAAAAGAACAUGAAGAUUGUGUAUAAGUAUGAUCGCUGGAGGAGUUCCACCAUAUUGACUGAUCAAAGCAAGAGACUCACGCUUGCUGGCCCACCCUACAACGCAGAGGCUGGGAACUUCUCCUUUCUACUCAUCCCUGGAAUCAAAGAUGGCGGCCUCUACGUGUGUGAAGUGUUCCUCAAUGACAACGCCUUCAGCCAGAAGACCCUGCUCAGCGUGAUGAAAGUUAAAACCAAGCGUUCACCCUCUAAGCUGGAGUUGGGUUGCCAAUACUCGGAGCAGUCCCACAUCCAAAGUGCCAAGUGGAAACACCAGAAUAAGAGUCGCCAGCUGCACAUGACAAGCAACGGUCCUGGCACCAUCACCACCAGUGUACCCUUACCCAUCACCCCUGACACAGCUGGGAACUACACCUGCACCCUGAAGCUGAAAACUGGGCAGACCAUCUGGGCGACGCAAGCUGUCACACUGCCCCCUAAAGAGAUUGUCGGUGUCCCCACCCCCCCCAUGCUCCCUUCUCUCUCUGCUUUAUUACUCCUGGUGCCCCUGGUUGCUGCGGCUGUUGGUGUGUUGCUAUGGAGACAGAAACACAUUUCUGAUCGCGGUAUUGAGCAGUCUCUGUCUGUCCACUCGGGUGAAACAGAGAACAUCUAUGAGAAUCCAGAAGAUAUCAGACAGGCUCCUCCCCAGGGCUCAGUCUACAUGGAUUUGAAGCCAAGAGGAGAGGAUGAUGUCUAUACGGAACUGGAGCAAUACGAGCUGUGUCAGAGCUGAUCACCUACCCACAUCUCAUCCUCAUACAGCUGUCACAUCCGCUCAGUUCCCAUCUGCAGCAGAGGGGCUUUAUAAACAAAAGUAACAACUGAAUGUCAGAGUUGGGACUUAAAGAAAAACUUCAGUGCUUCAGGGAAAUGCUAUUCAAUUGUUUAAAUGUUUGGUUUUUUUUGUAUUCUAAGCUACUGCUCUUUAUAAGUUCUCUGAUACUGAUUUGCUUUAAUGUUGUGUUUUGAGGCUGCGCACGGAGAAGAAGGGGAAAGAUUUUCUCACAAGGCUCUAAAACUUGUUCCAAAUGUGUGAACAUUAAUAUUGUCUCAUUCACUGGUUUCAUGGACACUGUUUUACUUACUUGUUAAACAUUUGGUACUGUAACAAGUGUCUUAUUGUCUGGUAUUUGUGUUUAAGCAGUGGUGGAAGAAAUAUUCAGAGCCUUUAUUUAAGCACAAGUGGUAAUACCACAGAAAAAAAAGGUUUUUCAAAGUUCUACUUAAGUAAAAGUACAUGUAAACA
This is a messenger RNA of Seriola dumerili (greater amberjack), 2144 nucleotides long. RefSeq lists its product as uncharacterized. The transcript is spliced from 11 exons. The coding region runs from base 48 to 1631 and encodes 527 amino acids. Gene Ontology annotation, biological process: T cell activation; interleukin-15-mediated signaling pathway; positive regulation of ERK1 and ERK2 cascade. The record is from RefSeq and is a predicted model, not a curated record. Gene Ontology annotation, cellular component: membrane raft; external side of plasma membrane. Lineage: Eukaryota; Metazoa; Chordata; Actinopteri; Carangiformes; Carangidae. Gene Ontology annotation, molecular function: protein tyrosine kinase binding; MHC class II protein binding.